Messenger RNA from Nelumbo nucifera (sacred lotus), 1978 nucleotides. RefSeq lists its product as uncharacterized. Gene Ontology annotation, molecular function: ATP binding; protein binding. Lineage: Eukaryota; Viridiplantae; Streptophyta; Magnoliopsida; Proteales; Nelumbonaceae. The record is from RefSeq and is a predicted model, not a curated record.
CACGGAACCCUUCCAGCGACCAAUACAGAAGAUCGUUCAGCCUGAAAAGACAAAAAUAUCCUUUAAUCCUUAGUACCAAAAUCAUCAACUUCAGGGGCAUUUGAGUCUCAUUAAUGCAGAGCAUUCCUCGGAACCUCCUCGGUCUUCACCCCACCCUAACACCCUUCAGACACCAGAAAACAGAAGCCUCACCGCCGGCCAGGGUCUUUUGCCCAUUGCCCUCUCGUACUCCGAGUUGUACCGCAGAGGACCAACGCCGCAAACAAGUCUCUCUCGCUCCCUCUUUCCCGCUUCUCUCUCUGUGCUAUGUUUUCUGUUUAUUUUUUUAGCUCUCUUUUCUCGGUCUCUUCUUCUGCUGGAAAUAUUUUCUGUAUAGGAGAUUAGGAGUCGCCGACGAAUUUAUUUGAAAAUCAUUAAUAUAUAUAUCCAAGAAUAUGAAAGUGGGACUCCUCACUCCUCUCGUCUCCUCCUCCUCCAUGAGACCCGACUCUCGUUUUCGUUUUUCUUUUGGUUUCUAUUUUCUCGUUUCUUCCCAAUGAUGACUUAUUAGGUUUUAGUCUGGUUUGAUUUGAGAUGUGGUGAAGUUUCUUAUCUUAUUUGACCAUUUGUAGCCUUGGUAGAUUAACCUGUCCAGGUGUUUCGGGGUUUCCGAAAGUCAACCGCAGCUGAGCUAAAUGUCGAGGCCCCCGCCCCAGGUCACGAUAACCCUGGGGCGUACUGGUCAGGUCGUUAAGAAACCAGGACCCGUAACUGAUAAUGUCCGUUCUGAUUAUGUUCCAUCUUCUGGGAGUAAGCGAUCCGUAAGAGAGAGACUAGGAAGUAAUUUUGACAAUCCCAUGCUGUAUGGCAACCAACCUAAAAAUAAAAGACAAAGGAAUGAUAGUAAUAGGUGGAGUCCAACUAGAAACGAUUUAGCUGGUGCCCAGGUGGGUAAAGAUGAUCUUCGGUUCAAGCUCAUGCAGAAACACAUGUCUAGGCGAACUAGAAGUGAUGAUGGUGACCAAAAUAACAUGGACCUUCGUGAAAAGUUGUCAAGGACAGCACAUUGUGCAGUGGCAAUUGAUACUCACCACUGCAUGCCUGCACCAAAGGCCACUAACCUUUUGAGGCAGAUCCCCCCUACAAGGAGUGCGGAUGAUUUGCUCCACAUGGACUCAUUGAGGAAAUCAUACUCUGCCUGGAGUAUGGAUGGAUUGCGACAUAGAUCUCCAGAUAGAAUUUUAGGUAACUCUAGGGGCUUCUCCCCUCCAAUGAGUAUGGCUGAGCUGCGGCAAACUUCAUCAAUUAGGCAAAUUGAUGCUUCAAGACCCUCCGCUUAUAUGAGCAAAGAAGUUCUUGACAAUUCAAGGCCUACAGGUCGUAUGCCACUUAUGACAAAACCUGGUGUACCUCUUGAAGCUGCAAAACCAGUUGCCUGGCUACCUCCAGCAAAUGGCAUCAUGCAAAAGAGUUCAUGCAUGGGUGAGGAACCACCUAGUGUUGCUAGCCUGUUGCAUUCACUGGGUCUGGGAAAAUAUGCUGUUCUCUUUCAGGCCGAGGAAGUGGACAUGACUGCACUGAAGCAGAUGGGGGACAAUGACCUCAAGGAGAUGGGGAUACCAAUGGGUCCGAGGAAGAAGAUUCUCCUUGCUGUCUUGCCUCGUCUCAAACGACAACAACCAUGAUUACAAGCUUGGAUGAUAGUAGAUAAGUGGUAUUUUUUGGCUGCAUGGUAGGAACCUCAUUUUUAGAAAUCCUGUACAUGUCUACUUGAUCCCAUAACCAUAUAUUUCUUUUUAAAUUGGGGUGGAAGCUAGCCCAUGAGCAGUUCAAAUAUAAAAUCAUAAAAGAAUUCCUUUCUAUUUCAGCCUUAUUAAAGAAUGACUUGGACUCUCUCUCUCUCUCUCAAACCAUAAAACAACUCUAUUUCAGCUGCAAAUGGUAUCUGAAUUCUGAAUUCGUUCUGUAUAUAAUUGGAUCAAAUAUGGAUCCGCUCCUA